UCCCUGUCAGUCUAUUGCAGCAUUUGUGUGAAAUACUACUCCUACGCCACUUUCAGCUUUUGAUUCUCUUCCAUCCUUUGCCAUGACCAACACUGUGGCAGCUGCAAACGCCGAAAUAUCUCGCUACGUUGCGGCCUCUUCCAGACCCAUCUUCGAUAAACCCACAAUUGCUACUCAACCUCCUUUGGUAAUACGACCCUACCGCUUAUUCUCCCAAAGGUUUCCGCUUCUUUCUUUAUCCCUGCUAGAAAGGAAUAGCAUCUCUAGUAGCCGCUUGCGUUCCUUGCCAAACGGCUCUGAUGCGUCUGGUGGCCUAACUUAUAAGGAUGCUGGUGUCGACAUUGAUGCGGGGUCUGAGCUCGUUAGAAGAAUCGCUAAGAUGGCACCUGGUAUUGGUGGUUUUGGCGGCCUCUACCCUCUCGGCGAUUCUUUCCUUGUUGCUGGUACUGAUGGUGUGGGAACAAAGCUCAAGCUAGCAUUUGAGACUGGAAUCCACGAAACUAUUGGGAUUGAUCUUGUUGCUAUGAGUGUCAAUGACAUUGUUACUUCUGGAGCAAAGCCAUUGUUCUUCCUUGAUUAUUUUGCAACGAGUCACCUUGAUGUUGACCUUGCUGAAAAGGUUAUAAAGGGCAUCGUAGAUGGUUGUCAACAAUCUGACUGUGCCCUGUUGGGUGGAGAGACUGCAGAGAUGCCUGAUUUUUAUGCCAAGGGUGAGUACGAUCUUAGUGGCUUUGCAGUAGGCAUUGUUAAAAAGGAUUCAGUUAUUGAUGGGAAAAACAUUGUGGCUGGAGAUGUACUGAUUGGCCUACCUUCAAGUGGAGUCCAUUCAAAUGGUUUCUCUCUUGUUAGAAGGGUUUUGGCUCAUAGUGGCCUUUCUUUAAAGGAUCAACUCCCUGGUGCUGCAGUUACAUUAGGAGAAGCAUUGAUGGCGCCAACUGUUAUAUAUGUUAAGCAGGUGUUAGAUAUAAUUGGAAAGGGAGGAGUGAAGGGGAUAGCACACAUCACAGGGGGUGGUUUUACUGACAAUAUACCUCGAGUGUUUCCAGAAGGCCUUGGUGCUGUCAUCUAUAAGGAUUCUUGGAAUGUGCCGGCUGUGUUCAAAUGGAUACAGCAGGCUGGAAAAAUUGAGGAUGCUGAGAUGAGUCGGACAUUCAACAUGGGCAUUGGCAUGGUUCUCGUCGUGAGUAAGGAAGCAUCUCAAAGAAUACUUGAAGAUGCAAAUGGUGCAUACACAGCCUACCGCAUCGGUGAAGUUGUGAAUGGAGAAGGAGUGAGCUAUCACUAGCAGAAAUGUAGCUUUGACAUUUAUUCCCGUCUUUAAUUGGUAUAAGAUUUGCAUUUGUAGCUUUUCUGUUGCCCCAUACAACAACUUGGUCAAUGUUAGUCCCUAUACAUUAGUGGUAAAAUGAGAGUUUGGGUAGCCAGGAGUUUUGAACUCAUAAUAAGACUCAAUUUAGGUUUGCUCAGCAGGCUUUCCGAAAGUUCUCACAAUGUUGUAAAUGAGUGUGCAAUAGCAGGUCGGCCUUCUAAAGGUUCACCUUACUAAUUUGGCCAUUUGAUUUCAUGAUUCACUUGAAUCUUCAUCGGUUAAAUUUUCAACUAAAAAUAUAUAGUUUUAAUUGAAUACAUUAUUUUUCAUUAAA
Molecule: messenger RNA, 1643 nt
Organism: Gossypium raimondii (Peruvian cotton)
Lineage: Eukaryota; Viridiplantae; Streptophyta; Magnoliopsida; Malvales; Malvaceae
Product: phosphoribosylformylglycinamidine cyclo-ligase, chloroplastic/mitochondrial
Exons: 8
Coding region: 83-1285 (400 amino acids)
Biological process (GO): adenine biosynthetic process; 'de novo' IMP biosynthetic process
Cellular component (GO): cytosol
Molecular function (GO): phosphoribosylamine-glycine ligase activity; phosphoribosylformylglycinamidine cyclo-ligase activity
Source: RefSeq, a predicted model, not a curated record